Molecule: messenger RNA, 297 nt
Organism: Lichtheimia ornata
Lineage: Eukaryota; Fungi; Mucoromycota; Mucoromycetes; Mucorales; Lichtheimiaceae
Exons: 1
Coding region: 1-297 (98 amino acids)
Source: RefSeq, a predicted model, not a curated record
AUGACACCUGAGUGUCAAUCGGCAUUCGAAGAGAUUCAGUCACGCAUGAUUCAAGCACCCACCUUGGUACCACCCAAUGCAGCAAGGCCCUUUGUGAUCGAAACGGAUGCAUCCGAUUUUGGUGUUGGCGCUGUUCUUUUGCAAGAAGGUGACGAUGGUGAAUUGCAUCCCUUGGCUUUGAAUCCAAGAAGCUUUCGUCAGCGGAAGCGCAAUUAUCCCGCACAAGAAAGAGAGCUGCUGGGUAUCUUGCAUGCGUUACGUUCUUGGAGAUGUUUCAUUGAAGGUCGCUCUGGUUGA